AUGAGCGCCCACGAGAAGGUGGUCGCUUCCGAUAAGAUUUGGGCGUCCCUGAUAACCAAGGACUCGUACCUGCCGGGCCUCCUCACCCUCGCCUUUUCCCUCCGCCGGGUCGGGUCCAAGUACCCCCUGGUCGCCCUCCACACCGGCACUCUCGCCGACGAUACCGUCCGCGCCCUUGCCGAGAGAGGGAUCCCCCUCCAGCGCGUGCCCUAUAUCUUUCCCGGAACCCCGCCGCCGCAAGCGGGCGCCGUCGUCGGCACCGACGGCCGAAACGGCGCGGCGGCGAAGCGGGGAGGCAGUGCCGUCGCCGACCGCGAAGCCGAUGAUGAUGAUGAUGGCGGCAGCAGCAACAGCACCACCACCACCACCACCACCACCACCACCACCACCACCACCACCACCACCACUACCACCAACGGUAACAGUACCAACGGUGGUGGUAGCGGCUCCCGCAACGGCUGGUACGCGCACGACCCGCGCUUUCGCGACUGCUUCACCAAGCUCGCCGCUUUCUCGCUGGCCGCCUACUCCCGCAUCGUCCUGCUCGACGCCGACAUGCUGGUCCGCCGCAACAUGGACGAGCUGUUUGACCUGCCGCUCGACAACGAGAAUCGGUUGUUUGCCGCCACUCACGCCUGCACCUGCAACCCCCUCCACUUCGCGCACUACCCGCGCGACUGGACGCCCGACCACUGCGCCUUCACGCAGCAGCACGCCGACCCGGCAGGGGCGCAGACGUCCGGGGGAUCGCCGGACGACGGCAUGGGCCAGCUCAACGGCGGGCUGCUGGUGCUGGCGCCGUCGUCGUCGUCGUCGUCGGCGGGCGGGGUAGACAUCUACCGCGCCGUGCUGGACGCGCUGUGCGGGCCGGAGCCGACCCCGCCCGAGCGGCUGCCCUUUGCCGACCAGAGCCUGCUCGGGCUCCUCUUUGCCGGCCGCUGGGUGGCCCUGCCCUACGUCUACAACGCGCUCUGGCCGAUGCGCCGCCGGGGCGUGCACCGCGCCAUCUGGCGGGACGCCGAAGUGCGCAACGUGCACUAUAUCCUGACGCCCAAGCCGUGGGAGAAGAAACAGAAGAAGAAGGAGGAGGAGACGAAGGUGAAGGCGAAGGCGGUCGACCGUCAAGAGAAGCAGAACGGGGGUGAUGAUGAUGAUGGAGCGCCAAACGGGCGACAGGCUCGGACAGGGAGGGAUGAUGGUGGCGACGGCGACCACCACACCGACGACGCCGACGGCACCGACGACGACGACGAUGUGCUGGAUCGGUGGUGGUGGGAAGUCGAUGCGGAGAGGAGAGCAUGGGAGGCCAAGAACGGGAUUGGGGAGCAAAGAGGGUAG
Messenger RNA from Thermothelomyces thermophilus ATCC 42464, 1338 nucleotides. RefSeq names its product glycosyltransferase family 8 protein. The transcript is spliced from 3 exons. The record is from RefSeq and is a predicted model, not a curated record. Bases 1 to 1338 code for a protein of 445 amino acids. Gene Ontology annotation, molecular function: glycosyltransferase activity. Lineage: Eukaryota; Fungi; Ascomycota; Sordariomycetes; Sordariales; Chaetomiaceae.